Molecule: messenger RNA, 973 nt
Organism: Tuber melanosporum (Perigord truffle)
Lineage: Eukaryota; Fungi; Ascomycota; Pezizomycetes; Pezizales; Tuberaceae
Exons: 3
Coding region: 1-672 (223 amino acids)
Source: RefSeq, a predicted model, not a curated record
AUGUAUACAAAAUUUCUUGCUUCCAUCAUCUUGGGAUCUACAUUCUUUAUGCGGGUAAUGGGACAUAUGAACAUGAUGUCGCCACCUCCUAUGCGACACCGAGACAAUCCUCACACCCAGACGGUUGACGAGAUCUACGAGUUUCCUUUGAAAACCGACGGCUCUGAUUACCCGUGCAAAGGCCAUAUCAAUGCUCUCGGCACGCCAGAGGGUCAACCGGUCGCGACAUGGGCCGCCGGAAGUGCGCAGACUUUCAGCCUGGAAGGAAGCGGCACCCACUAUGGCGGUAGCUGUCAAGUCUCCCUUUCCUACGACAAGGGCGAGACGUUCAAAGUCAUCAAGAGCUGGCCAGGCUCCUGUCCCAACCGUGAAAACGGCUCAGACCAGACUUUCAACUUUAACAUCCCGAAGGAAGCUCCCAGCGGGGAGGAAGUCAUCUUUGCCUGGACGUGGAACAACCGUGAGCGCGAAUUCUUCCAAAAUUGCGCCGUAGUAACCAUCACCGGUGGCGGUGCUGGCAUCUCAGGGCUGCCGGAUGUUUUGGUCUCCAACAUCGGGAAUGGGUGCCUUUCCCCGUUGACUACCGCCGAACUGAAGUAUCCCGAUCCCGGCACCGCUGUCGAGCUCGGCGACGGGGAGUACCCGCUCGUUCUCCCCACUGGGAACUGUUAGGCGGGGUGUUGGAUACAUCACACGCCGGCAUCUGUACCGCGGCCGUCACGCUUGUUCUGUUUUUGUUUGCCUAUUUCCUCCUCAAAAGUGUCCGGACCCCAAGGGCUGUCUUCUUGUAUUUUUAUCACUUUCCCCUAUUUUCUUUCUUUUUUCUCUUUUCUCUCUUCCGACAUCGGUGAUGCCUGAGAAGUUCAUUGGUUGCUCAUAUAGAGCAAGACUGGCGAAUAGCCCUUAUAUAAACCGUAGCUGUAGAAUACUUAUCAAAUAUUUCCAGGAGAUAUAUAUAACAUAUCAUACCGUA